This is a messenger RNA of Stereum hirsutum FP-91666 SS1, 1227 nucleotides long. RefSeq lists its product as uncharacterized. The record is from RefSeq and is a predicted model, not a curated record. The coding region runs from base 6 to 1127 and encodes 373 amino acids. Gene Ontology annotation, molecular function: protein binding. Lineage: Eukaryota; Fungi; Basidiomycota; Agaricomycetes; Russulales; Stereaceae. The transcript is spliced from 4 exons.
GUCGAAUGCCCUCAGGCUCAAGCGAGUCAGACUUCGAAGACAUCGCCUCCGCUAUCUCUUCAGUCAUCUCCGUCGAUAUAGACAUGUCUAAGUUUCCUACUCGUGAUGGCUUCACCACUCCCGGCUCUGGCGAAGAUGAUGCUGGAAUCUCUGCGCCCGAGUACCCGCCGCAUGAGCGAUUUUGGUUUGAUGAUGGUAGUGUAACAUUCGUGGUCGAAGGAACCGCAUACUUCCUUCAUCGCUUCCUGUUCAAGCUUCACUCCACGACCUUCGCUCAGAAAUUUCUCGCCGGACACACGGACCCCAAGGAUCCCAUCAUCUUAAAGGAUGUCGAGAAGGACCAGUUUGAUGCCUUCUUGAACGUCCUGUAUCGCACUUCGUUCACCUCCGAUCCAGCCCAAAGCGCCGCGGCCUGGGCAUCUGUCCUUCAUCUCGCCACCGAGUGGGACUUUCCAUCUAUUCGAAACCUCGCCAUCAAGAACUUCACCCCGUCCGCUUCCGAUGUCGACAAGAUUGUCCUUGGUCAUCGCUACCGCUUCGAAGAGUGGCUCCUUCCUGGCUACACGGGUCUGUGCGAACGGAAGGAGCCACUCACCCCCGAGGAGGGCGACAGACUCGAAAAACAGGACAUCAUUGCGAUCGCCCGUGUUAGAGAGGAACUUCGAUCGAACGCUUCCGCCGCUGAACCUAUUGAAAUGACUCAAAGCAUUCGCUGCCAAUCGUGCAAUACCACACACAACUACUCUUUCAAUAACACGCAAACCUCCCUUCCCUGUCAGACCAACUAUUACGGAAAUUGCCAGAGUAUACCCCUACCCGUUAUCAAACCUCGUUCUUCGUCUUCGCCUUCGCUGCCGGACACGGCCGCGAUAACUAAGAAGGUCAGGUCCCUCAUCCCUCGUUCGACUCUCCAGUACGUCACCCCGCGAUUCCACCAUGGCCACGCCGACGGUCCAGAAGCUGAUACUGACGUUGAAGAAGGGCAUGUUGAAGAAGGAAUCGUGAAAGUAUCGCCGAUCGAGGAUAUCGACGCUGGGAAACUUGAAGAUGUAAAGGACGAUGAGCCGAAGACGGGGAAUUGCAAGAGUAAGGGCAAGAAGAAGAAGGUACAUAGGCCCUAUUAUUAACUGGAAGGAAGGAAGGAAGGAAGGAAGGAGGAAAGAAAGAUUCAUGGAGAGUCGGGAUGACCCAAAACAAACCGCAGAUAUGUUGUUCUUUUUGGUACUC